AUGUCCAAACAACAAAUUGGGUUCUGGGAACCGAAGUUCGACCUCCAAAAUGUCGCCGCUCAUGCCACCCUGCUACCUGAUACCAGGAUCCUGUACUGGGGUCGACGAAGGACACCCUUGGUCCCUAACCCAACAGCCACAGACUGGGACGUGCAAGAAACCAAAGCUUACCUCUUGGAUCUCAGCAACAAGCAAAGCAAGAUGACGGCCUCUCAGCCGAAGAAUGGCGUCAAUCUCUUCUGCUCUGGCCACUGCCAUCAGCCCGACGGGACGGUGAUCGUCUUCGGCGGGCAUAUCAAGGAUGGCUUCGGAAGUGAUCAGGCCUGUGUAUUCCAUCCUGGCACCGACACAUGGACCGACAUAGGCCCAAUGCAGGAGGAAGUGGGUCGUUGGUACCCUUCGGCGAUCACACUCCCUGAUGGUAACGCCUUCGUUAUGUCUGGAUCCUCGACCAAUAACUACCAGGGCAACCCGAAUUCGCAGGUCCGGACCAGUGACAAGUGGAUGCCUGUCGAAGGCCUGAAAAACCCUCCUCCCCUUUAUCCGAAGAUGCAUAUAAGUCCGAAGGGCGAUGUCUUUAUAACAGGGCCACAAGCACAACUGCAGGUCCUCACAGGGGUCAACGGUGGCGCGGGUUCGGGUAAGUUCAAAUUGCUGAAGACCCAACGUGCUGCCGCCUGGCGUGAGUACGCCCCUUCGGUUCAAUAUGACAAGGGCAAGGUCAUUUUCAUCGGAGGUGGGGUCAACAGCGAACCGAACAGCCAACCUACCAACAAGGUCGAGUUACUGGAUCUGAACAUAAACGAGGAGGAUAUUGACUGGACGGAGGCAACGCCCAUGAAUGUUGCGAGGACGCAUCACAACGGUACUGUGUUACCGGAUGGCACCGUGCUGGUGACCGGAGGCACUUCAGGGACAGGGUUCAACAAUACAGAUCAUCCGAAUCCGCAGCACCGGGCGGAACUAUGGGAUCCCAAGACCGGAAAAUGGACCUGGAUGGCUCCGGAGGAUGUCGAUCGCUGCUAUCACUCCGUCGCACUACUGCUGCCCGACGGCCGAGUGUUCUCAGCCGGUUCUGGCGAGGGCGCCGGGGCAAUGGGACCCAAUUCUCACACCGACGCGCAAAUCUUCAACCCGCCCUACUUGUACAAAAGCCCCGUCAGGCCAGUCAUCUCAGCCCCACUGCCGCCGAAGAGCACCACGUAUGAGACCAAGACGUUUGAAGUCAACGUCACCCUUGCCGCCGGCGACUCGAUUGGCAAAGUGAGCUGGGUGCGCCUCGGCUCGGUGACGCAUUGUGCCAACUUUGGUCAAUCACUCAUCUUCCUGGAUUCGGAUCACAAGGCCCCGAAGCUCACGGUGCAAGCUCCCACCGAUCCCAACCUGACACCGCCAGGUCAUUAUAUGCUCUUCGUGUUGAACCAGCUCGACGUGCCGACCGUGGCGCACAUCAUGCACAUCGGAUAUCCGGCAGGGCAUGUCGUCCACAAAGACCAGGCGGCCAUUACAAAACGUGUAGCCCGGGCCAAAGACCUCGAAGUCGAUUUCCACGCGCUCGACCAACAAGUCAUCGCCGAACAAGCCCGACCGGCCGUCAUCGUGGGCAUCACGCCCGCGUGCCCUUAUGGACUGGGUCCGUGCUGGUCCGGGGCUUACCACGGGCUGCAGGCCGUCAAGGACAUCGACGUGGUCCGCCGCGUCGCGAGCCAGGACGAUUCAGUCGCGUUCGUCUACCUCAAGCAAGACGUCCUGCCGGACAUCGACAUGUGGAGGCGUGAAUUCGAAUCCGUGGCAAACAAACAGUAUGUCAUGCGGGGCAUCGAAUUGACGCUUUUCGGCCACGUUGCCAAACAUCAACUUGGUCCUGAGGAGCAGCUAUCGCUUGCUGGUACCGCGACGCGACCGGAGCUGUUCCUCGCGCCGUUCCAGGCAGCUAGCAAGAUUGAAUGGGAUCGACACGCCAAUGCCCCGAAACCCGUGUCGGAAGCAGAGGCCCGUGCGUACGAUCGCCUGUUCGCGGCAGUGGCGGACCAUCCCAAGGGCGUGACCGCACAGGUGACGGGGCGGCUCCAGAAACACGGCGAUGGCAUCUUCUCUCUCGACGUUCGGGAUUUCAAGGUCGAUGCAUCGUCCUAG
Cladophialophora yegresii CBS 114405 is the source of this 2136-nucleotide messenger RNA. RefSeq lists its product as uncharacterized. The coding region runs from base 1 to 2136 and encodes 711 amino acids. Gene Ontology annotation, molecular function: protein binding. NCBI's taxonomy places the organism in Eukaryota, Fungi, Ascomycota, Eurotiomycetes, Chaetothyriales, Herpotrichiellaceae. The record is from RefSeq and is a predicted model, not a curated record. The transcript has a single exon.